Uranotaenia lowii is the source of this 1176-nucleotide messenger RNA. RefSeq lists its product as uncharacterized. Bases 1 to 1176 code for a protein of 391 amino acids. Gene Ontology annotation, biological process: DNA integration. NCBI's taxonomy places the organism in Eukaryota, Metazoa, Arthropoda, Insecta, Diptera, Culicidae. Gene Ontology annotation, molecular function: nucleic acid binding. The record is from RefSeq and is a predicted model, not a curated record. The transcript has a single exon.
AUGGCCAGCAUGGAUGCCAAAAAUCCCAUAAUACUUCCAAAAUCGAGCCACAUAUCAAGCCUAAUAGUUAAACACUAUCAUGAACAGUUUUAUCAUCGAAAUCAUCGCACCGUGUUGAACGAGCUGAGACAACGUUUCCGUAUAGUACCACGCUUCGCAAGUGUUCUCUGGAAGAUACGAGCAGAAUGCCAAGUUUGCAAGAACCUACGAUCAGUUCCACAACCUCCUCCUAUGAGCGAUCUUCCUGCAGCAAGGUUAGCAGCAUUUUCCCGACCUUUUUCGUUUAUUGGAAUAGAUUACUUCGGUCCCAUUAAUGUUACAGUUAAACGUAGCUCCGAGAAACGCUGGGGCGUUCUAAUAACAUGUUUAACAGUGCGUGCGAUUCAUAUUGAGAUAGCGCAUUCACUCUCUGCACAAUCGUGCAUAAUGUCGUUACGGAAUUUUAUGGGAAGAAGAGGCGUUCCGGUGGAAAUUUUCAGCGAUCGCGGUACCAACAUGGUUGGCGCGAGCAAAGAACUUUUGUUAGCCCUAAAGUCAAUGGAUCAAGACUUAGUCAUUCAGGAAAUAACAAGUCCUAAUACAACGUGGUCAUUUAUCCCUCCUUCCUCGCCACACAUGGGCGGAUCAUGGGAAAGAAUGAUCCAAACCGUAAAAAGAAACCUUAACCAGAUCAAACCGCGCCAUCAACUUACAGAUGAAGUUUUGAAAAACCUAUUGAUUGAAAUUGAAAACGUAAUAAAUUCGAGACCGCUGACACAGUUGGCACUAGACAACGAGAUUUCUUCGGUUUUGACCCCUAACCAUUUCCUGCUCGGAUCCUCAAACGGGUUAAAGCCGGCGACUCCCUUUAAUGACAGCAAUCAAGCUUUAAGGAAUACUUGGCAAACUUCACAAAUCGAGGCAAACGUUUUCUGGAAACGUUGGAUUCGAGAUUACCUUCCCGAUCUCACCAAGAGAUCCAAAUGGUUCACUCCGGUUGAAUCGAUUAAUGUUGGUGAUGUAGCAGUGAUCGUCGACCCCAAUCUUCCACGGAACUGUUGGCCACUCGGAAGAGUGAUUUCGGCUGUUCCAGGCAAGGACGGCGAAGUAAGAGAAGCAGUUAUUCAAACCGCAAAUGGCAUUUACGAGCGCCCAGCCGUGAAACUUGCAAUACUUGAUGUUCGACGCGAUUCUUAA